This is a messenger RNA of Setaria italica (foxtail millet), 925 nucleotides long. Its product is annotated as non-specific lipid-transfer protein C6. The record is from RefSeq and is a predicted model, not a curated record. The transcript is spliced from 2 exons. NCBI's taxonomy places the organism in Eukaryota, Viridiplantae, Streptophyta, Magnoliopsida, Poales, Poaceae. Bases 298 to 885 code for a protein of 195 amino acids.
CUCUGCAUGCCCGUUGGCCAUUGCUUACUCCGCCGAUCGAAUCCCAACGUUGCAGCAGCUCACACGAAACUCUCCACCCUCCAUGCAGGGCUUCACGCAAAUCUGCCGACCCGCCAUGCAUGCCAGGUCCCAGCUCACAGCAACCGCGGCCUCAGGGACACACCAUUGCCGUGCACCGCCGUCGCUCCGAUGCUAUAAACCCAACGCAACCAACCACAAACCACCUCCAAGAACCAAUCAAGAAAAAAACCUUCGCCUCCAGUUUCCAAGAAGGAUCAGCAACGUAACCGAGCAGCAAUGGCGCUGGCUCCUUCGUUCUGCGUCGCGCUGCUGCUGCUGGUGGUUUCCGUCGCCGGCGUCCACGCGGUGCCCCAGGCAGGCGAGAGCAGCAGCACCUCCACUUGCAGCACCGACCUCUUCCGCCUCCUCCCCUGCCUGCCCUUCAUCGACGGCACCGCCGCCGCGCCGGCGGACACCUGCUGCGCCAACCUGGGCAGCAUGGUGCACGACGAGCCGCAGUGCCUCUGCCAGGCUCUCAGCAACCCCAGCACGGCCCCCGUCGCCGUCAACAUGACGCGCGUGAUGGGGAUGCCCGGCCUCUGCCGCCUCGACCUCCCGUCCGCCGCUGGCGCCUGCGCAGUUGCAGGGCUUCUUCCCCAUGGACCGUCACCGCCACCGCCGGCGAUCCCUCCACGCCCAAGCGCGACCUCCACCGUUCCAUCGACCCUCACGCCGGCGAGGCAGAGGCCGACGACGCCACAGGUGACACAGUCACCGUGGGUGAGCGGCCCGAUGCCACGAUACAGCAGGGGUUCCAAGGUGAUUGUCGAUGGCUUUUCGGUCGCACUUGGUUUGGUGGCGUUGGUGUCAGUCCUAGCUUUCUGAAGCAUUCGGCCACAGCCUACAGCGAUGGGUGGCAUUUCGU